Molecule: messenger RNA, 543 nt
Organism: Entamoeba invadens IP1
Lineage: Eukaryota; Evosea; Mastigamoebida; Endamoebidae
Exons: 2
Coding region: 1-543 (180 amino acids)
Source: RefSeq, a predicted model, not a curated record
AUGCCAAGGUUUCAAAACACACACAAAGCAGAAUCUCCAUAUAAACCACGCACACCAGAAACAUCAAGAGAACGUUGGCACCGCCGUUCAAAGUAUUUUGCUCAAGGAAAUACGUUAGACAAGCAGCGCGCAUCCGAAGUUCUUAAGAAGCGAAUGUCCAAAAUCGAGAAAGACAUUCAGAAAAACCAAAACCCUAAUAGUCCCAUGAACAGAUUCUUGCGUGGAGAGUUUGACGAUCAAUUGGACGACGAAGACAACAUAGGCUUCAAAAAAAUGAUGGAAAAAGACUCAGCACCUCGUCGUUCGGCAAAAGAAAUAUCGCGGCCAAUGUCUCUUCUAGAAGCCAAACAGAAGCGCCGUGAGUUAGAAAAAGAGCGUCAGAUGAAGAAAGAAGAAGACCAAAAGCGUCGUGAAGAAAAUGCUAAGCGUCGCGAAGAGAAACUCGCAAAGAAAAAAGAAUUUCAUAAACACACGAAAAAAGGUCAAAUUAUUAUGAACAACUACGCCAACAAGUUAUUGACUGACAUCCAGAGUAAAAAGUGA